Molecule: messenger RNA, 1194 nt
Organism: Rotaria sp. Silwood1
Lineage: Eukaryota; Metazoa; Rotifera; Eurotatoria; Philodinida; Philodinidae
Source: the annotation of a GenBank genome assembly
AUGUCGAAUCAAAGUUUAAAACGUAAAUUAGAUUCAUCUGAUGGAACAAAUUCAUUACCAAGUCGUUCUCAAUAUUUAAAUGAUAAAUUAUCUCGUCGUCCAGAUCGUCAUAAAUUAGUUGAACAAGGAAUAUUACAUGAUUCUCAAUGUGCACCAAGUCUUCAACAUGCUGAACAUGCUCUUAAACGAGCUCGUCUUGCUGAUGAAUUAAAUAAUCGUCUUGUUAAUCGUCCUGGUCCAUUAGAUUUAAUUCAACAUAAUAUUCUUCAUAUUGAUACAAAUGAAUAUCCAAAUUUAGAACAAGCUAUUCAAGGUGGUCAAAUUCCAUUUAAAACAACAACAUUAUGUCGACGUCCACUUAUAUUUCAUGAAUAUACUGGUUCGCCAUUAUCAUCAAAACCAAAAGUAACAAAAAUCGAUUCACUUUCAUCAUUUUCUAAUGCACAUCAAAUACGAUUAGCACAACAACAACUUCUUCUUGAAUUAACAUCAAAUAAACAAGAUGAACAACAAUCAUUAUCAUCAUCAUCAUCAUUAUUAAAUAAAAAAACACUCGAACAAAUGACACUUAUUGAACUUCGUGAUGUAUGUAAACAAUAUCAAAUUCCAUCAUCUCAUGCUAAUAAAACAAAAUUAAUCGAACGAAUUAAACAAGCACAAAAUAAAACAAAUAAUCAAGAUUUAUCAUUAUCAAAAAUAAAUUCCGAUGAAUUAUCAAAUGCUGAUAUAAUUGCAUCAUUAGAAAUCUCAGAUAUAAAUGAAGAAGAAGUUGAACCAUUAUCAACAUCCGAAUUAGAUGAAAUUCUUAAAUAUUUUCCAACGACUUCAAUUAGUAAAGGAGAUGAUCAACAAGAUCAAUCAUCAAAUCUUUUAAUUGAUUUUAAUUUUCAAAAUUCAUUAAUUGAUUCUCAAACAAUAGAUAAUGAUGAUUUAUUUGUACAAAUGUUACUUGAUAAUGAUAAUUCAUCAUCAUCAUCAUCAUCAUCAUCGUCAUCAUCCUCAACAACAACAACAAUAAGUGAAACAACAUUUGAUGAUUUAUUUUUAUCAGAUCUUUUACCAUCAUCAUCAUCAUCAACAGUAUCUUCUUCUUUACCACGAAUAACAAGUGUCGAUGAAUUUGAUGCAUUUUUACGGGAUUUUACUCAUAAUCUUUCAUCACAUCAACAUGAAGUUUCAACAUCUAUUAGUUGA